AUGACUGCCCCUGCUUUUCAUGGCAUGGACAACGAGUGUGAUGCGGACUUGGGCAUGGGUAGUAGUCCAACAGAGUCACUUGCAUUGGAUUCGGAAGACGAAAGCCCGUUUUGUCCUGACUGGGACGACAUGCAUGAGUCGGGAUUAGAUGAUAUGGCCAAAGAUGUUCUUGAUGUUGAGGUUGCUGAAUCAGAGCAAUGGUGGACCUAUCUUGACAAGACAACCUGCACUAUGGACAUCACGUCAGCUUUUCCACAUUCACAUGUCUUGUCAGAGUACGCGCUGGAGCUCCUAGGAGUGGCACGGAUCCCCCGGGACAGCGGUGGAGAUGCUGUCGCACAAGUCGUGAUGAUCCGCAGGUGGUUCACGUGGGAUGGAAACCUGUGGGCAACUGUGAAUCCUACAAAUAUCCGCACCGACACACAGGAGUUUGUUGUGGAUGAAACCAUGGAACUUGAACGUCCACUCCCUGCCUUCUCUCUUUCCAUUGUUGAGUUGCAGGAUCCCAUGGUUCAUUCGGUUUAUGGCUUGCCAUCUCCAGAGAAUAUUGCCAGGAUUCUGCGGGAGGAAAAGGGGCAACGUACACUGACAAAGUGGUCAAAGCCCAUCCACAACCCUUGGCAGCUCAAGGCAAAUGGACACCGGGUUCUUGGCAACAUCUCCAAGAAGUGGAACAAGCACAACUCAAUCCUUGUGACUCUUGGAGGCUUACCACGUGAACAUGUACAACAAGGCUAUAACAUCCAUUUCCUGUCGACAUCAAACUUGGCCGCCCCGCUUGAGAUGAUGGAGGAGAUUGUGGUGCUGCUUGCAAAGGCCCACGAGAAUGGAGUCAAUGCCUGGGAUUGCUCUGUGGGCAAGCACGGGGAAGAUAUCUUGAUAAUUCCUUGGGUACUUGCAUUGCAGGGAGAUAACCCUAUGGCAAGCGAGUUCUGUUUGCAUGUUGGCAUGACCGGCAAGUACUUCUGCUGGAUCUGCCAUGUUGGAAAAGCCGGAGUUCCCGGUUGGGCACCAGGUGAUGCUGGAGGGAAGGAACAAAUAUCAGACUUCGUGAUGGUUCAGCUCAUUCCCUUACUCGACAUUUCUGGCCUCUGA
Messenger RNA from Punctularia strigosozonata HHB-11173 SS5, 1095 nucleotides. RefSeq lists its product as uncharacterized. NCBI's taxonomy places the organism in Eukaryota, Fungi, Basidiomycota, Agaricomycetes, Corticiales, Punctulariaceae. The transcript has 6 exons. The record is from RefSeq and is a predicted model, not a curated record. The coding region runs from base 1 to 1095 and encodes 364 amino acids.